This is a messenger RNA of Alligator mississippiensis (American alligator), 7635 nucleotides long. It is a transcript of the gene IFTAP, whose product is annotated as intraflagellar transport associated protein. Gene Ontology annotation, molecular function: intraciliary transport particle A binding. The record is from RefSeq and is a predicted model, not a curated record. Gene Ontology annotation, cellular component: 9+0 non-motile cilium; cytosol. The transcript is spliced from 7 exons. Lineage: Eukaryota; Metazoa; Chordata; Crocodylia; Alligatoridae. Gene Ontology annotation, biological process: spermatogenesis; acrosome reaction. Bases 115 to 810 code for a protein of 231 amino acids.
ACAGCUCCCAGCAGCCCCCGGGGUUGCCCUGGGCCUGGCCGAGCGGCUCCGGGCGGGGGAACAGAUGAAGCCUGUCACAACGGAUAUGACUGUUUGACUGUCAGGGUUGUGAUCAUGGAAAAGCAACCGUUAAACAGCAUCCUUGAUCAGUUUAUCAAUAGCCAUGAGCAGACGUAUGAAGAGUUUCUAGGCACGUUCACUUAUCUUUUGAAAGAUGAAGUAGAGAAGAAAUCCCAAGAAUCCGAAGUGGAUUCUUUAGAAAAAACAUUUUCCGUUCUUGAGUUACCAAACAGGAAUAAAGAGAGCGUCUUACCUGCAAGAAGCAAAGAAUCAUCAGUAUCUCUCUCAUCACAGCCUUUGGAGGAAGAUCAGGUAGUGAUGAGUGAAGGCUUGAAAGUUGGCUUCUCUAAGAAUUGUGAUCUCAGUUUGGCCAGAAGAGUGAAGGUGGAUAAUUACUUAGCUUUGGAAGAUUUUGACACUGAUGAAGAAUCUGGUCAAGAGAAAUGCAUUGGGUCAUUGGUGCUUCCAGGAGAAGUAGAACAGACGGUGGCAGGCUAUACACCUUACUUUGAUCACACCAUUCAUUUAAAGGUCAAGGUCUUACCAGUUACACAGCCAUCAAAUAAUAAAACACAAGAGUUCCAGCUACUUGGGGAUGAAGUUUAUCCAUUCUCCCUUGAUGAAGAUUUUGACUAUGACAAUGUGGCAUUGACUCCAAAGUUCUCUGAAGCUGAGAUGAAGUCCAUGAUAGAUCUGUCUGAACAGAAGAAAAGGAGAAUAGACCUCAAGUCAGUACUAUCUGAAGACUGAGUCAGAUAUGCUUUGCAUUGUUCAUCUGUGGAUUAUUGUUUUUUAAGGAGAAAAUCUAGGUCCCUUCUGUACUCAUAGAAGGCUCUUUGGCUGUGGAAUCAGCAUAGUUCUGUCAGAGAACCUGAGCUAUGUUCAUACAAUCUAUGCAGCUGGAUGCACUGAAGUAGCUGCUACAUAUUAUUAUUUAUAUAUACUACCAUACUGCUUAGGAGUUCCACACAUAGUGACAAGCCAUCUACAAACAGAGAACAAAAAGAUGGUCCCUGUACCAAAUUGCAUACAAUUACAGCAUUGCAGCUGCACAGACAACAAGGGAGGAUUCCUUUCUGUCUCCUUUCCUUUACAUUUAUGUAUAAAGACUUGCUUAUGUCCUCAGUUGGAUGCUGAAAUUUGGAUUUACCCCUAAAUGUACAGAAUUACUGCAUAUAUCAAUGGCUUUUAAAUGACUCAUUUGGGUCUUUGGCCCUACUUGCAGCUGCUUUGUUCCUGUCACCUAACAGUACAAAACACAACAGUGCCUAUAAGGGCAGCCAAGGAUUCCCUUGUUGAAACCUGCACUGCUCUAAACUGGAGCUGUCCAACUCCUGAGCAGCCAGGGGCUCUAUGCAAUGGGGGCCCCUCCAUCCUGUGAGCCCUCCAAAUCUCAUGGGCUGUGCCACCCCCAACUCCAAGGGGCAUGUUGCGGAAGCUGGAGGAGGGAGAGGGAGCUCAGAUACCCCAGUGACAGCAUCAGUCAGAGAGAUGUGGGGAGUGAUGGUUGGGCGUGAACCCGUGGGCUGCAAAUUAGACAGCCCUGGUCGAAAUUAUUUUUGUUGAAAUUAUAGUUCCUUAGGGCCAUUAUAGGUUGCUGGGAGUCACAGCAGCUCUCAGGCUACUUCAGCUAACAUUUGGUACUAGCUUUUGCUCUCAGCCAGCCCCUCCAUGGUUUCAGAGUUACAUAGAUUCAUAGAUUCAUAGAUGUUAGGGUCGGAAGGGACCUCAACAGAUCAUCGAGUCCGACCCCCUGCAUAAGCAGGAAAGAGUGCUGGGUCUAGAUGACCCCAGCUAGAUACUCAUCUAACCUCCUCUUGAAGACCCCCAGGGUAGGGGAGAGCACCACCUCCCUUGGGAGCCCGUUCCAGACCUUGGCCACUCGAACUGUGAAGAAGUUCUUCCUAAUGUCCAAUCUAAAUCUGCUCUCUGCUAGCUUGUGGCCAUUGUUUCUUGUAACCCCUGGGGGCGCCUUGGUGAAUAAAUCCUCACCAAUUCCCUUCUGUGCCCCCGUGAUGAACUUAUAGGCAGCCACAAGGUCGCCUCUCAACCUUCUCUUGUGGAGGCUGAAAAGGUCCAGUUUCUCUCGUCUCUCCUCGUAGGGCUCGGUCUGCAGGCCCUUGACCAUACGAGUUGCCCUUCUCUGGACCCUCUCCAGGUUAUCCGCAUCCUUCUUGAAGUGUGGCGCCCACAAUUGCACGCAGUACUCCAACUGCGGUCUGACCAGCGCCCGAUAGAGGGGAACUAUCACCUCCUUGGACCUAUUCGUCAUGCAUCUGCUGAUGCACGAUAAAGUGCCAUUGGCUUUUCUGAUGGCUUCGUCACACUGUCGGCUCAUGUUCAUCUUGGAGUCCACUAGGACUCCAAGAUCCCUUUCCACCUCUGUGCCACCCAGCAGGUCAUUCCCUAGGCUGUAGGUGUGCUGGACAUUUUUCCUCUGUAGGUGCAGCACUUUGCAUUUCUCCUUGUUGAACUGCAUCCUGUUGUUUUCUGCCCACUUGUCCAACCUAUCCAGGUCUGCCUGCAGCUGUUCCCUGCCCUCCAGUGUGACCACUUCUCCCCACAGCUUUGUGUCAUCUGCAAACUUGGACAGAGUACAUUUAACUCCCUCGUCCAAGUCACUGAUGAAGACAUUAAAGAGUAUCGGUCCAAGGACCGAGCCCUGCGGGACCCCACUGCCCACACCCUUCCAGGUCGAGACCAACCCAUCCACCACGACUCUCUGGGUGCGGCCCUCUAGCCAAUUCGCCACCCACCGGGCUGUGUAGUCAUCCACGUCACAGCCUCUUAACUUGUUCACCAGUAUGGGGUGGGAUACCGUAUCGAAGGCCUUCCUGAAGUCUAAGUAUACAACAUCCACCCCUCCUUCUGUGUCCAGACGUUUCGUAACCUGGUCAUAGAAGGAGACUAGAUUGGUCAGGCAUGAUCUGCCCGCCACAAACCUGUGCUGGUUUCCCCUCAGCAUAAUUUGUCCUGCUGGGCUCUCACAAAUGUGAGCCUUGAUAAUUUUUUCAAAGACUUUACCAAGGAUGGAGGUGAGACUGACUGGCCUAUAGUUGCCAGGGUCCUCCUUCCUCCCCUUUUUGAAAAUGGGGACCACGUUAGCCCUUUUCCAGUCCUCCGGGACUUGGCCCAUGCACCACGAGCGUUCGAAUAUUCCCACCAGUGGCUCUGCAAUGAUGUCGGCCAGUGCCUUCAGCACCCUUGGAUGGAGCUCAUCCGGGCCUGCCUACUUAAAGGCAUCCAGUUCUUCCAAGUGACUCUGCACCAUCUCAGGAUCUACAUGUGGAAGUCUGGCGCCUUGCUGCUGCCUCUCUACAACCCCAGUGAGAGACUUGUCGUGUCCCUCACUUAGGAACACUGAGGCAAAGAACUCGUUGAGGAGUUCAGCCUUGUCCCCCCUGUCUGUCACCAAUUGUUUCUGCCCAUUUGGCAGGGGUCCUAUUCCUCCCUGGGCCUUCCUUUUACUCCCUAUAUAUCUAAAAAACAAUUUCUUGUUGUCUUUUACUUGGGUUGCCAUCCUCUGCUCCAUGGUAGCUUUGGCCUGUCUAACUGCCUCCCUACAAGCACGAGCAGAGGAGGUAUAUUCAUCUUUCGUGAUCUCACCUUGUUUCCACUUUUUAUGUGCUCCCCUUUUGGCCCGUAGGCUGCCCUGGAUUUCUCUGGUCAGCCAGGGAAGCCUCCUGGCCCCUUUCCCUCUUUUGCCUCGCUCGGGGAUCGUCUUGCUUUGUGCCCGAAGGAUCGUUUCCUUAAGGUACAGCCACCCUUCUUGGGCUCCCAUCCCUUCAAAACUCCUACUCUGCAGUGCGUCCUUGACUAAUCGCCUGAGUUCAUUGAGAUCAGCUUUCCUAAAGUCUAGCACUUUCACCCUACUAGUUACCUUACCCACUCGACGUCUUAUGUUGAAUUCUAUUAUUAGGUGAUCACUGUCUCCCAAAUGGCUACCGAUCUGGAGGUCCCCUACCAUGUCAUCCCCUGUUGCCAAUACCAGAUCCAGUAUGGCAUUCCCCCUAGUGGGACCAUGUACCUCCUGUGUCAGGUGGAGGUCCUGUACACAGGUUAGAAACCUGUAUGAGUGGUGGGACUUUGCUGUCUGCGUCUCCCAGCAGAUGUCAGGUAGUUUAGGUCCCCCAUGACUACUGCCUCUUUAGCUUUUAUGGUCUCCGAGAGUUGCCUCAGGAGCCCCGCAUCUAUUUCUUCCCCUUGGUGUGGGGGUCUGUAGCAGACCCCUACCACCAAAUUCCUUUCUCCUUGCCCCCCAUGUAGCCUAACCCACAAUCCUUCUACUUCCUCAUCCUUGGAUUCUGUCUUGAUGAGGGUUGAUGUAUAUUGCUCACUGACAUAAAGUGCAACCCCCCCCCACCUUUCUUCCCCGACCUGUCCUUUCUGUACAGUCUAUAACCCUCAAUAUGUACCGCCCAGUCAUGGGAUGAAUCCCACCAGUUUUCUGUUAGCCCCACUAAGUCAUAGGUGUUUAGUGCAAGCAGGAGCGCUAGUUCAUCCUGCUUGUUCCCCAUGCUCCUAGCAUUAGUAUAUAGGCACUUGAGCCCUGUGACUGGUGCCUUUGCUGCCCACCCGCUCCGAGUCCCAAGGGGCCCAUUGUUUCUUACCUUCUUGUUUCUUACCUGUUCUGUAGUGCUGGCCUCCCCAUGGCUUUCAGGUUUCCAAUGCUCUCUUCCUUCAGGCUGGUCUGUCCUUGUGGGUGCCACAUGGUUUGGUGGUCCACAGCUUCCCCUGCCUUCGUACUCCCCUCCCCCCGACGAGCCUAGUUUUAAGCCCGCCGGAGGAGAUCCGCCAACUUAGAAGAAAACACACGCUUACCUUUGGGGGACAGGUGAAGCCCAUCCCAGCUGAGCAUGUCCCUCGUCGUGAUGUGCGGUUCAUUGUCCAGGAAGCCGAAGCCUGCCUCGAGACACCACUGCCGAAGCCGCCAGUUGGUCUCUCGGAUGCAGUUCUCAUGCCGUCUUCCUCAUCCGGUCACUGGUAGGAUGGAAGAGAAUACCACCUGUGCACCGAACUCUUUCAGCACGCCACCCAGAGCACUGUAGUCCGCCAUCAGGUAAUCGGGGGUUCUCCUGGUCGCAUCAUUAGUACCCACAUGGACUAGAUCCAUGGGGUAGUAAUCGGUGGGCUUGAUCCUGGCCUGGAUUACCUCCGUCACAUCCCGAAUCUUUGCUCCAGGGAGGCAGUAUACCUCUUGUGCUGAGGGGUCCUGGCGACAGAUGGGCCCUUCCGUACCUCUCAGGAUGGAGUCGCCUAUUACCUCAGAGUUUGUUCUGGCGGAGGAUUCAUUCUUUAAUUUAUUUCUCUAACAUAAGAUUUAAAGGUACAGGAUCAAUGAUUAAACCUAAGGAAGAUUUUUAGAUUCUCACUGUGACCUCAAUUCCACAGAAUAGUAAAUAUUCCUAUGCUUUUGGUAAAAUUCUUCCUGAAGCUUCUCUGAAUUAAAUUGGUAAAACUCAUAUUUUUUGCCAGAAAAAUGUCUUCAGAGAAAAGAAACAGGUCGUAGUGAUCUCAGCCAUUACAGAUGCUUGCCUGGCAAGAAUUUAGACUGUAAAUACUGAUUUAUUUUAUGUUUGUAUAUUUUUUUAAUUCAGUAAAUUGUUGUGAGCUGUUUCACAAGUAGCAUAUUAGCACCUUUUGAAAUUCAGCAGCUUCUGGGAAGAUGAAGGAAAAGCGUAGCUUCCAGGCUAAGUACAGAGAGUCAAAAUGCCUGAGGCUGAAUUGAUUCAAUCUUCUUAGGUUACUCUAAAUUGCACAGAUUGAGCCAAUAAGUAAGUGAACAGGCAUUCACUUCUGCUUCUGGAAAUGCAGCCACAUGCCUGCAGUGGACCAAGACAGAAGCUGGGGGGUGCUAGAGCAUGCCUCCCUGCUUGGAUGGAGCAGAGAGCUUGGGCCAAGGUUAGCUCACCUACCCUGUAAAGGGUGGGGAGGUUGGGGAGGUUUCAGGGGGUUGCAAAGCAUCCUGGGAUGUUGAGGGACUGAGUUAACUUGAAUUUGGAGGAAAUCUGGGACAGAAGUUCAAUGAAUUGAUGUAACCUAAAUUAGUUAAGUCUGCUCCAUCCAGGUUUAUAUUAAACCAGUUUUGGCCAUUUUGAAAGUGGUUUAUGUGCACUGAACUUCUGUUGUGUUACAUAUUUGAACUGGUUUCCAGUCACUUACACUGGUUUACGUGUAAUUUCUUUCCCUAGCCCCGGUGUCUGCAGCCCUUUAGCAGACCUACUAGAACUACAGGGAUGGUUUAAUCAGAACACUACCUAUGACCCUGAAAGUUUGUUGAACUUGAGAUGAUAUGAAUAUCAUUUAAUCAGAAAACGUGACAAGAUCUAGUCCUUAAUUCAUCCUAUACUGCAGGACAUUCAUUUUAUUUUGUAUCUUAUAUGGGCCUGCGUAUAAAAUGGGUAGGUGGGGGUUGUCUUCAAGCUAGAUGAAAAGGAAUUCUGGACAGGCUGCACUACAGACAAAGUUGAAUAGAAUUGCAUCAAACUGUGUAAGCCUUAAAAACAUUAACUAGGGCUCAGAAUGUAAGCACAGUGAAGCUGUGGUAAAAAGCUCACCUGUAGUACAUAAUCCUCUGUUGAACCACUGAAAAACAUUGCCCAAAGAUUCUUCAGCCUUUAGACAGAGAACCAGCUUGACUACAAAACAGACCCUUGCAGGUUUGUGGGUGGAUUCACUUAUUGUGGGUUUUGUUUCAAUACUAAAUCUGUUUUAUGGUAGAGAAUGUUGUGGCAAGGAAAAUUAUGAGUCAGUCCUGUUGCCAUUAAAGUCAGUAGUAAUUCUUGCCCAAGGUAUAAUGACUCAGGGGGCCAAAAUCAGCAGUGAACUCUCAGUGUAUAUACUUUUAACUCCAUUAAUAGAUAUGGCUUAUAUUUUAGGGAUGAAUAUAGCUACACAGUUCCCUUUCUUACAGACAAGUGGUUCUCCUACCAAAUGCUCAGAGUACAUAUUAUGUUCUAUAAAUGUUAUUCAGUCUUGUCAUGACAUGAUUCAGUAUAAAAAGAACACAUUUCAUUGCAUAGUUCCCAACAAACCUAAAAUCUAAUGCUAGUCUUAUGCUAAAUCUAAAUCUUUUGCUAAGAAAUGGGCAAAUUCACUUCUGUUUACACUCUUUGGGUGUGCCUACAUGUGCAUUUAAGCAUGACUAAAUUUAAUACGCGGUAAGUGAUUUUUGGCAGGUCUCUACAUGUGCAGGGACCUGGCACUAAAGUUAGUGCACGUGGCACUAAAGUUAGUGCCAAGUCCCUGCAGUCGUGCUAUGUGCCCUUAGUGGCUGGGCAGUCCUGGCACUAAGCUAGUGCUGGGUCACAUCUACAUGUGCAUUCAUGCGCUUUAACUAAUUACACUUAACUUUGGUACCUGCAUUUGCAGGUAUCAAAUUUAGGCAUGAUUAGCCUAAUUCUGCCAUUUUUAAUACACGUUAAGGGUACAUACAUGUAGAUGCAUGCCCAUAAUGCUCAUUAAAUUAGGCUAAUGUGUAUGAACUCGUCUCAUGUACACACGUCCUUUGUGAGUUAACUUUCCCCUUUAUGCACAGAGAUAAAUAUGAUAAUGGAGAUGGCUCCAUAUGAUUGA